CAACCAUUAUCAUGUGUCCACGUACUCACCAUGCGUGAUAUCCGCUUGCUCCGUAAAAAAACUUUGAUAACUGAUAACAGCUUGUCGCGUCGCCAAUGGAGUAAUUUAUAGCAACCUUUGAGCCUAUCACGACACUCAUUUACUGUUCCACGAUAUUAACUCAGUUCGAAUGUACUUUCAUCAUGGGCGCACGUAGUUUGAAAGUGUUACAAGUGAUUUCUGGGUGGCAAGCCGUAGAAUUGAUUCUAACAUGUGUUUUUGUCGGCAUUUGGCAAAUUAUCGAGAUUUCCGUCAAAAGAUUAUGGAAAGGUUAUCGAAGAAAAGUGGAUGAAAGUCAACCGGUUGAACUGACCGUGGAUUCGUCUAUCGGAACUCAUUGCUACAUCAAAGUUAUGGGAGUGAAAUAUCACUACGUCGAGACAGGGCCGAGAAGUGGCCAGAAAGUGUUGAUCCUCAAAGACGCCCCAGAUACUGGUAAUCUUUGGGGGCCAAACUGGGCGAAUGUCGUCAGAAGGCUGGCAGAAACUGAUCACCACGUAGUCACCCUGGAUUUGAGGGGCACUGGUGGAAGUGAAGGAGGUUCGAGAAGUGAGCUGUCUCCUCCAAGAGCGGUUGAAGAGUUAUCAGCAUUGCUGAAGGCUCUUGGAGUGUCAGAGAACAGACAGGCUGUGGUAAUUGGAUUUGGUAUUGGAGGGAUGCUUACUUGGUACCUAGUCCACACUCGAGGCCCCUUGAUCAGCAAAUUUGCGGUGAUCAACGCUCCUCAUCCGAAUCUCUACUGGCAGUACCCACCUGCCACAUUCUGUCAUCGAGCUCUGCAGUUCAUACAGAUACCGUUGAAUAUUAACCCAAUGUACUUGCUUCAGUGGCCACACUUCCCUGAGCGCUGGUUGGCGGAGGGCGAGCUAAACGACCGCGAAGGUCGCUGGACCAGCUCCAGAGCAUGCGACUGGACUGGUGCACUUAAUUAUGUUAGAGGAGCAGCCUGGUGGCAAGUGAAGCAAGGUCUUAAGACGUCAGCUCCAGCCCUUCUAGUCGGUAACAAGGACAGUGCAGCGCAGCUGGUGGCCAGUGCACAGCACUGCACAGCGUCCACACUGCGUCUUGUCACCAAACCCGAACCCAGCAGUAAGGAGGUCACUGAUGUACUCUUGGAUUUUCUUAUAGAAAAAGAAAAGCUCAUAGAAGAAGUACCAAGAGGUCUGAUGGGACGUGUGUUUGGUGCAGUGGCCGACAGAGGGCGCGAACUUACAGCUAGACUAGUCUUACCGCCAACACAAGCGUGAUAUUGUACGUUUAUGUGAAUAUCCUUUUAAAAUAAGAUUAAUCUAAAUGUACCUACUUCAUACAAGUGUAUUGUGCGUGGAUGUGUGUAUAUAGCCAAGAAGUUCUUCAACUUAAUCAGUACCAGUGGUUCAAAAAUGAGUGUAGGUACAGGUAUGUUUGUAAAAAGAACUUUAUGUAAAGUACAUUUUGUGUACAGUCUACGUGUAAAUAUAGGCAUUGUCGUAAUUUAACUUUACUUAAAAUAAUUAUUAUAGUCUUACUUUGCUCCAAUAUUUUCUUGUUCUGUAUCAUUUAGUAAGUUAUGUGUGUAUAGACUGGAUAGCAAUAUUAUGUUGUAUAUUUUCGGUUCAACACUAUUAAGUCAUUAGACCCAAACUGCUCACUAGCGCCAUCUCGUCAGCGCAAAAUUAAAAACCCUUAAUUAUUCUGUGAUUCUGCAUCAUAGUAAUAAUAAUAUUGUAGUUCCAAAGGUUAUAUGAAUGAUCAGAAGAUACUUAUAAAUCUCUGUUUAUGAUAGCAAAGUCCAUAAUUUCUUGAAGGAAAUAGUGGACUUUGCUAUUUACAAAAAUAACGAUUAGAUACGUAAAGUCAUAUUUAUCCAAUGCACUUUGGAUUGUAGCAUGGAUUAUUGUCAACCCUGUUUUAUAACUCAAUUUUAUAACUAUUUAUUUAUUUGUUUAAUAAUUUUUAUA
Spodoptera litura is the source of this 1979-nucleotide messenger RNA. RefSeq lists its product as uncharacterized. The record is from RefSeq and is a predicted model, not a curated record. NCBI's taxonomy places the organism in Eukaryota, Metazoa, Arthropoda, Insecta, Lepidoptera, Noctuidae.